AUGUCGUGGAAGCUCACAAAGAAACUCAAGGAGACGCAUCUGGCGCCCUUGGCCAACACUUUCAGCCGUUCGUCUUCCACCUCGACAAUCACUCCCGAUCCUGCUCCCAAGCCGCCAACCAGCCCUCUGGCCUCGUCCACUGCCGUCAAUGAUCCCAAUGGCAUCGCCGCGUCCGAAGCCAACUCCUCGCCUCCUGCCCCACCUCUCAAGCCUGGUAUCUUGAUCCUCACCUUCCACGAAGGUCGCGGCUUCUCUCUGCCUGCCGGUGCCGAACAGAUCUUCCAGCCUCGCCACGGCGCCUCUCUCUCCAGUGGUAGCGGCUUUUCCGUAGCUGGUGCACGCCCUGGCUCCGUCAGCAACUCAGCUUAUGGCUCGUAUGCUCCUGGACGUCCUCAAUCAUCACAGGGUGGCAUCAACGCUGCUCCCUCGGUCCAUGGCCGCUACUCUUCCAAGUACCUCCCUUACGCCCUCGUUGACUUCGACAAGCAGCAAGUCUUCGUAAACUCCGUUUCAGGCACACCAGAGAAGCCCGUCUGGGCAGGCGAGAACACACAAUAUAAGUUCGAUGUGUCUCGUGCUUGCGAACUCAAUCUGUCCAUCUAUAUUAGAAAUCCCAACGCUCCUCCCAAUGCCGGUAGAAACGACGACAUCUUCCUGGGAACAUGCAGAAUCAACCCCCGCUUCGAAGAAGCCGCUUUCGCCCACGCAGAGAAGGCAAAGACUCAAGGCCAGGCUGGCACAGAGUGGGUUGACCUCCAGUAUGGAACCGGAUCAAUCAGAUGUGGCGUCAAGUUCGUCGAGAACAGACAAAGGUCGCUUAAAAUUGAGGACUUCGAACUUCUCAAGGUUGUUGGCAAAGGCAGUUUCGGAAAGGUCAUGCAAGUGCAAAAGCGCGACACCCGCCGUAUCUACGCUCUGAAGACAAUCAGAAAGGCCCACAUCAUCUCACGCUCCGAAGUUGCCCACACUCUUGCCGAGCGUUCGGUGCUGGCUCAGAUCAACAACCCUUUCAUUGUUCCCAUGAAGUUCUCCUUCCAGUCUCCCGAGAAGCUUUACAUUGUGCUGGCCUUCGUCAAUGGUGGCGAGCUUUUCCACCACCUACAAAAAGAGCAGCGCUUUGACAUCAACCGAUCUCGUUUCUACGCCGCCGAACUCUUGUGCGCACUUGAAUGUCUACACGGAUUCAACGUCAUCUACAGAGAUUUGAAGCCCGAGAAUAUCUUGCUCGACUACACUGGCCACAUUGCUCUGUGUGACUUCGGUCUCUGCAAACUCGACAUGAAGGAUGAGGACAAGACAAACACAUUCUGUGGUACGCCCGAGUAUCUCGCACCCGAGCUGCUGCACGGCACUGGCUACACCAAGACGGUUGACUGGUGGACACUGGGUGUUCUCCUCUACGAGAUGUUGACAGGAUUGCCGCCAUUCUACGACGAAAACACGAACGACAUGUACCGCAAGAUUCUGGCAGAGCCUCUACAUUUCCCUGGUCCCGAGAUUGUGCCCCCUGCAGCACGAGACCUGUUGCAGAAGCUGCUCGACAGAGACCCGACGAAGAGAUUGGGUGUCAACGGCGCAGCAGAAAUCAAGGCACAUCCAUUCUUCCACAGCAUUGACUGGAGAAAGCUCUUGGACCGCAAGUACGAGCCUAGCUUCAAGCCCAACGUGCUCGAUGACAGAGAUACUGCCAACUUCGACCGCGAGUUCACAUCAGAAGCACCUACAGAUUCUUACGUUGAAGGACCAAUGCUCUCAUCAACGAUGCAACAACAAUUCGCAGGAUGGUCAUACAACCGGCCAGUUGAGGGCCUGGGCGAUGCAGGAGGCAGUAUCAAGGAUCCAUCCUUUAUGACCAACUGA
Aureobasidium melanogenum CBS 110374 is the source of this 1860-nucleotide messenger RNA. RefSeq names its product serine/threonine protein kinase-like protein. Lineage: Eukaryota; Fungi; Ascomycota; Dothideomycetes; Dothideales; Saccotheciaceae. Gene Ontology annotation, biological process: protein phosphorylation. Gene Ontology annotation, molecular function: protein serine/threonine kinase activity; ATP binding. The record is from RefSeq and is a predicted model, not a curated record. The coding region runs from base 1 to 1860 and encodes 619 amino acids. The transcript is spliced from 7 exons.